Molecule: messenger RNA, 1905 nt
Organism: Daldinia vernicosa
Lineage: Eukaryota; Fungi; Ascomycota; Sordariomycetes; Xylariales; Hypoxylaceae
Product: RTC4-like domain-containing protein
Exons: 4
Source: RefSeq, a predicted model, not a curated record
GCGUCGUUCUUGCUCUAUGUAUGUACUUCAAGGUACAUAACCGUCACCAAAAUUGCUAUGAGUAAUGGCUCCAUCUCAUGUUAAUCCAUUAAAACACACAUGACGCACGGAGAUACAGAAGCAUCUGCGAUUAAUUAUCACAAUUCCUUAGGUACCUAAUGCAUGAGGCACAUGAAGCACACUUUCUUUUUGGCUGUGCUUUUCUCACCUUAUUAACAAAAUACCCGCCUCAAACAUGAAUAGACUUGGAAAGAAUCGAGAACCAGAAUCCAUCACUGCGCCACCUCAGAGUAGUGAUGAAGAAGAGGAGGAUUAUCAACAACAACGCCACAAUAGCUCGCACGACUCUGAUUCUGACAACAAUGACAGCCGAUACAAAGAUAUAAAGCCUACAAUUUUCAGUAGCUCGCAAAAGGGUGGGCCUUCCAGCUCGGCUGGUUCAAAGAGAUCAUCUGAAGAUAUUACUCCAGAGGCGAGGAAUCACCUCACGAAUGCAUUCGGCUUCACAAAAAUUCAAAAGCGAACUAUCACCAAGCGCACCACAACUUACAGCGAUAAAUCAUCUCAGCCUAGACCUUCACAGAGGAGAGCAUCACAAAAGCCCGGACCUAAACCUUCAGUAUCACAGCUUGAGAAUGACUCAGGCAAAUCAUUUAGGCAUUUUAAAACUAGCCCGAGUCCCGAAGGUAUUCGGUCACCUCCAGCGAAGCGGUUUGUAAAACCUGAGAAUAUCAGCCCAGAGAAGGCAGAGCCCUCUAAAGCUUUCAUCAAACCUUCAUCCUUGUCAGACUCUAGUCCAAGUCGAGACACCAAGAAACCCAUAUUUAGACGUGGCAGUUUAUCAUCAGAUGAUUCACUAUCGAGGAGUAAAUCCAAAAAGCUCGGUCUAGAAGAAUCAAAUGCGGCAGUAGAAGCAAAGCCAGCUUUACGGCCUGGUAGGAUAAAAGAUUCGAAGAGAUCUAAGAAUAGGAAGCGAAAAUCCCUCCAUGAACCCGGGGUAGAUGAAUUCUCUCAGAGACCAGCUUUUAAGCUGCAUGCUUUGGAUGAUAUUGACGACCUAGACGACAGCGACGAUGUGGUUUUUGACGUGUUUGGGAGUAAAGACUCCGAUGACGAAGCAGGUGAUGUCAGUAUACAAAGCCCACUAGCUACCACAGCGAGGUGUCCUAUGUGUCAUGAAGUAGUCGAUCCCGAGCUUCUAGCAAAGCAUUCAGACCACGGCAGAAUGAACAUAAAGAAACAAGCAGCAUUCUGCAGGUUACACAAGCGACGGGCGGCGUUGGAUUCCGGAGCUCGGAAAGGAUAUCCCAAGGUUAACUGGGAGAGGCUUGAUACACGAUUAGACACGUACCAUGGUUUAUUGAAAGAAAUCUUGGAAGGUACUCGAAAAUCACACUAUCACGAAGUGUUACGAGAGAACGUCGAAGCGGGAAAGAAUCGGACGUUACUCAAAACCGACGACAGUCUUACACCAGGCUACUAUGGGCCACAUGGACUCCGCGUUAUGACCGAGUAUAUCUUGCGGACUUUAUCGUCAGUUAUCCGAAAGCGUGCAGUUGAAGACAGACUCGUUUCCGCUAGAGGUUAUACAGGAUACGUCCAGGCAGUGUUAGUGCCCGAGUUAACAGUCCGCCUAAUCAUGGAGGACAUGGACAUUGCAGAAGAAAAGGCGCGGGAUAUUAUGCUGGAAAGUAUUGAUGUCGGAGAGCUCUUAUAUGAAGACACUGGCGAUGUUAUUGCCGGUGUUAGUGAUGAAGAGGAAAUAGCAUAGUAGGAUCCCAAAGGAACUAGAAAACCUACGUUGAGCGGAUAGUCACAGUACGAUAAAUAAGCAUAUGCGUCCAUCUAAAUGUAGACGCUUAGGGCUGUCACACUGCAGCUAGAUCUUCUGUCUAUCAAAAGCUC